This is a messenger RNA of Capsicum annuum, 1561 nucleotides long. Its product is annotated as rab GTPase-activating protein 22. NCBI's taxonomy places the organism in Eukaryota, Viridiplantae, Streptophyta, Magnoliopsida, Solanales, Solanaceae. Gene Ontology annotation, biological process: activation of GTPase activity. The record is from RefSeq and is a predicted model, not a curated record. Gene Ontology annotation, molecular function: GTPase activator activity.
GCAGGAAAAACACUCAGUGAAAGAAGAUGGAAGGCUGCAUUCUCUCAAGAGGGUUAUUUGGAUAUAGCAGGUGUUCUUAGACGAAUCCAACGAGGGGGGAUUCAUCUAUCAAUUAAAGGGGCCGUAUGGGAGUUCUUGCUGGGCUGUUUUGAUCCCAAUAGCACAUUUGAGGAAAGAAAUGAGCUUCGACAACGGCGGAGAGAGCAAUAUGCUGCAUGGAAAUCUGAAUGCCAAAAGAUAGUACCUGUUAUAGGCAGUGGGAAAUUUACCACAAAUGCUAUAGUCACUGAUGAUGGCCAACCUAUUGAGCUUGCGAACACUACCAGUGAUGCGCAGGAUACUAACAAUGCCAUGCCAGUUGAAAAUGGUGUUUAUGACAAGAAAGUGGUUCAGUGGAAGCUUAACUUGUCGCAAAUUGGUUUGGAUGUUGUUCGCACGGAUCGUUCUCUUGUAUUUUAUGAGAAUCAAGCUAAUCAGGCAAAACUCUGGGAUGUGCUAGCUGUCUAUGCAUGGAUGGAUAAAGAUAUUGGUUAUGUUCAAGGAAUGACAGAUAUUUGCUCCCCAAUGGUUAUUCUACUUGAGAAUGAAGCAGAUGCAUUCUGGUGCUUCGAACGUGCAAUGCGUAGAUUGCGAGAAAAUUUCAAGUCCAGCGCAAAUUCUAUAGGAGUGCAAUCUCAGCUGGGCACCCUUGCGCAAAUUGUUAAAAUUGUUGAUCCAAAGCUUCAUCAACACCUCGAGGAGCUAGAUGGCGGAGAAUAUCUGUUUGCGUUACGUAUGUUGAUGGUACUUUUCAGGAGAGAGCUUUCAUUUGUUGAUGCACUCUAUCUCUGGGAGGUGAUGUGGGCGAUGGAGUACAACCCAAACAUAUAUUCAUUGUACGACAAGACAAUGAAACAACUUCCCGAUAAGUUAAAUGAUACGCAGCUUAAGCAAUAUGGAAAAUAUGAAAGGAGAAUAGUGAGAACUGGUGCAACGAAACACGACGAUGCACUUGCCGUUUUCCUAGUUGUGAGUGUUCUUGAGACGAAGAAAAAACGGCUUAUGAAAGAGGCGAAAGGCCUAGACGAUGUUGUACAGAUCUUGGACGAGAUAACCGGGAAUUUGGAUGCAAAGAAAGCACUAAAGGAGGCUCUAAAGGUUCAUAAGAAGUACAUGAGCAAGGUGAAAAGAGCCUAGAAGAGGCGUGGUAAUCGGCGAAAUGCUUGAGGGAGUUGAUGAUGAGCAUAGAUCCGGUGAUUUCUGAAUAGGGCAACCUUUCGAACUGCUGCCGGAUCCAUGGGCGGGGUGGAGUUGCUAUUCCACACUGCACUAAUUACACUUUGUGCUCCAAUGGUUUUGUUGUACUUUAUAUGUUCAUUCUUUCAUUGAUGAGUGGUUUUUCCUCUUGCAUUUGGUGUAUAAUUGUUUCCAUUUCUACAAAGAAAAAAAAAAAGAAAUUGUACAUAUUCCUCUUGCUCUGAGAUGUACAUGAUGUGUUAUGGUUGUAAUACUUCGAAUCACAUUCCUCAAUAUGAAAAAUAUUGGAACACCAAAUUAUAUGUUUCAUUUUAUCUUAUUUUUA